AUGCCGAACGUACAAUUAGCCAGUACAGCUCGUACCACAUAUUCACAUUUAACACUCGCAGAUCCUCAUUUCGACGUACCAGGUCAGAUCGAUUUUUUGCUAGGUGCAGAUAUUUACCCGUAUAUAUUAGGACAAUCUUGUAAGGUAUUACAUACGCCAAAUUGUCCAUCAGCAUUCGAAACACGUUUAGGAUGGAUAAUAGUGGGUCAAUCUGGUUUGGAGUCACGUACACCCUUGGUUUCUUUAUUGUUGACACCAGAGCCUUCGAUAGACCACUUAAUACAACAGUUUUGGACCAUCGAAGAACCUGUACCAACACAGAACUCGUUCACUAUCGAUCAACAGUUUGAAGACCAUUUUCUUCGUACAACAACUCGAGAUAGUACGGGUAGGUUUUCAGUAGCACUUCCAUUUUGUAACGAUCCAUCUUGUCUUGGUGGCUCUCGUGACAUGGCGAUAUCGCGGUUCUACAAUUUGGAAUGUAAGUUAGUAAAAGAACCGCUGGUAUAUGAUCAAUAUCGCCUAUUCAUGCUUGAGUAUGAAAAACAUGGUCACAUGAGAAUCGCUACGACACCAGGGAAAUAUUAUGUUCCCCACCAUGCGGUGGUGAAACGAAAUGGACAAAAAUUGAAACUUCGAGUUGUGUUCGAUGGUUCUGCCAAGUCGUCGUCGGGAAAGUCGCUAAACGAUUUGCUCCAUGUUGGCCCGAAACUACAGACAGAUAUAACUGAUUUGUUACACCGCUCUCGCUUCAACCAAUACAUAUUCACGGCGAAUAUUUGUAAAAUGUACCGUCAAAUCAAUAUUAAUAAAGAAGACUGUCAAUACCAGCACAUAUUGUGGCGUGCAACACCUCUAGAGCCCCUCCGUGAAUAUGAGCUUAUGACAAUCACAUAUGGACUUACGUCGUCGCCGUUUCAAGCGAUUCGAGUGUUGCACGAAUUAGAACAAAACGACGGACAUCUUCACCCGUCAACCUUACUACUCCGAGGUGGUUUCGAACUUAAAAAAUGGUCGUCAAAUUCCAAAGAAUUACUAUCUAGAAUUCCUAAUGCUGAUCAAGCUACUAGCCUAUCAUUUGAUCCUAAAGAUGAAGCUGGAAUAAAAAUACUCGGAUUGCAUUGGAACACUGACACCGAUACAUUUAGUUACCAUACGGCAUCCAUACCUCAUAUCUAUACAAAACGAUCAGUGUUGUCAACAAUUGCAAAAUUAUAUGACCCUCUUGGGGCUCUUGCUCCUCUGAUUUUCUGGGCCAAAUGCUUCAUGCAAUUACUUUGGCAGGCGGGUCUAAAUUGGGACGAUAAAUUACCACCCGACUUAUCUGACUUAUGGCAACAAUAUUCUUCAGAGUUGCAUAUGGUCUCGAAUAUAAAGAUUUGUCGUCAUAUUCCCCCCAAUGAACUUCGUAUUGUACAGCUCAUUGGGUUUUCUGACGCAUCGGAGAAAGGUUAUGGUGCCGUGGUGUAUUUGCGCAAUAUUCACCAGGAUGGACGCAUACAUAUACACUUUGUUACCGCGAAGUCGAAAGUUUCACCUUCUAAGAUCACAAAGACCAAAAUAACCUUAACUAUACCACGCUUGGAGCUAUGUGGAGCGUUACUGCUAGCACAAGUAUUACAUCGUUUAAUGAAUACCUUCCAGAAUAACAUAGUCAUUUCGACAAUACAAGCGUGGACAGACUCUAGCAUAGUGUUAUCUUGGCUCACAUCACCUCAUUCAACCUUUAAAAUAUUUGUCACAAAUCGAUUAGCAAAAAUCGCCGAACUUAUACCAAACUGUCACUGGCGUCAUGUUGCCUCUGAGUUGAACCCGUUUCUAAAGUUACCUGAAUCUGACUGGCCAACUACAUGUUUUAAACCCGUGCCACCGUCGCAACUACCGGAAUAUUCGGAUUCAACGAAAUCAUGUUUAGUGUCGGUGCCCGUGAAGGAAGUUGAGUGGUUUUCAUGUUUUUCAUCUCUGCGCAGUAUACAAAGGGUGAUGGCCUUCAUUUGUCGUUUUACAAACCAUACGCGCAAGGUACCGUCGCCGUUCAUCAACGAUCCGAUUUCUCAUGAAGAAGUGGCGAAAGCAAUGUUUCCGAUCAUCCGUAUAACACAAGCACUACAUUUCGGUAACUUGCUAAAUGUUCUACAAUCACCCACUUCAAAGAUAGUCCCUCGUUCGCUCGGCCAACUUGCACCGUUUAUUGAUGAAAACAACAUAACACGUGUUGGUGGUCGUCUCCGCAACGCCACUUUGCCAGCUGACGCAAAAAACCCAAUAUUGUUGCCAAAAUCAAGUGUGUUGAUGACACUUGUUAUUCGACAUUUCCAUUUAACUUAUUUCCAUGCCGAACUUCAGUUAAUGUCCCCGUUAAUAGCAAGUAACUAUUGGAUAAUAUCCGGUCGAUCUGCCAUACUCCAUGUUGUCUACAAAUGUGUGGUGUGCGCUUGA
Molecule: messenger RNA, 2439 nt
Organism: Metopolophium dirhodum (rose-grain aphid)
Lineage: Eukaryota; Metazoa; Arthropoda; Insecta; Hemiptera; Aphididae
Exons: 3
Coding region: 1-2439 (812 amino acids)
Source: RefSeq, a predicted model, not a curated record